This is a messenger RNA of Setaria italica (foxtail millet), 1809 nucleotides long. RefSeq names its product 3-ketoacyl-CoA synthase 6. The record is from RefSeq and is a predicted model, not a curated record. The coding region runs from base 188 to 1576 and encodes 462 amino acids. Gene Ontology annotation, biological process: fatty acid biosynthetic process. Lineage: Eukaryota; Viridiplantae; Streptophyta; Magnoliopsida; Poales; Poaceae. The transcript has a single exon. Gene Ontology annotation, cellular component: membrane. Gene Ontology annotation, molecular function: acyltransferase activity, transferring groups other than amino-acyl groups.
UAUGCAAUCUUAUGGGACACUGCUGGCUUGUUGCAUGGUUGUGUACUGAGCAAGGGCUAUUUAAAGGGAAAGCCAAUGGUAUAAUCCUCGUGUACUUGAGGCAUAGAGUCGUGCAUAGAAUACCGUGGACCGUGGUGCACACUGCACACCACCGAGACUGGCCCUUAGAUGCUCCUUCCAGUUCGCCAUGGCGGUCGUAGCUGCGCUUCAGAGAGCAUGGGUGUUAGUCAGCCAUGGCGAACUCGUUGGCUUGCUCACUCCACUUCACGUCGUAAUGGCAUUUACCCUGGGUGCCGGCGUGGUCAUGCUGUGGCGGGUUUGCCGGUCGCGGGACGUGUACCUCGUGGACUACGGCUGCUUCCUGGGGGAGCCACGCCACAGGGUCCCGUUCGCGAUGGCCCUGGAACACGGACGCCUCAUGACCUGGUUCGUCGAUGAUGAGAGCACCAAGUUCAUGGUUCGGCUGUACGAGCGGUCCGCAAUCGGCGAGGAGACCAGCGUCCCGGAUUCCUACCGUUACAUGCCCCCCGAGCGCGGCGUCGAGGCCUCACGCGAGGAAGCCGAGCUGGUCAUCUUCUCCGCCGUCGACAAGGCAUUUGCCCGGAGCACGCUGAACCCCGGGGACAUCGACACGCUCAUCGUAACCUGCAGCUUCACCACGCUGACGCCGGAGUUCGCCGACGUCAUCGUGAACAGGUACAAGCUCCGCGCCGAAGUGCGGAGCGUGAACCUGUCCGGGAUGGGUUGCAGCGGGGCCCUCAUCUGCGUCGGCCUCGCCAAGAACCUCCUGCAGGUGGCGCCGCCGGGGAGCCAUGUCCUGAUCGUGGCCACCGAGAUCCUGUCGUCGAUGUUCUACACCGGAACCAAGCGCGAGAUGCUCGUGCCCAACGUCCUCUUCCGCAUGGGCGCCGCCGCCAUAAUCAUGUCCAACUCGCCGGAGCGCGCCCGCUUCCGGCUCGGCCCCAUCGUCCGCACGCUGACCGCCGCGAAGGACGGGGACUACCGGUGCGCGUUCCAGGAGGAGGACGACGAGGGGAUCACGGGCAUCAACCUCUCCAAGGACCUGCCCGUCGUCGCCGCGAACGCGCUCAAGAGCCACAUCAUAGCCUUCGGCCCCGCCGUCCUGCCCGUUUCCGUGCUCCUCCGGGUCGCGUUCUCCUUCCUCAGGCACAGGUUCUCGAGCGGCGAGGCGCGCGCGGAGGAGAGGUGCUACCGCCCGGCCUUCCACAAUGUGUUCCAGCACUUCUGCAUCCACCCGGGCGGGCGCAGGGUGCUCUACGAGGUCCAGCGCGGCCUCGGCCUCUCCGACGGCGACAUGGAGGCGUCGCACAUGACGCUGCACCGGUUCGGGAACAUGGCGAGCAGCUCGCUGCUGUACGAGCUCGCCUACAUCGAGGCCAAGGGCCGGAUGAGCAAGGGUGACCGGGUGUGCAUGAUCUCCUUCAGCCCCGGUAUAGACUGCAGCAGCGUCGUGUGGGAGUGCAUCAAGGCGGCGGCAGAGCCCGGCGACGGGCCGUGGGCCGGCUGCAUCCACCGCUACCCUGUGCAACUUCCCAAAAUUCUCAAAAGGACUUGAAGGUAGUCGUGUUCGAGCAUCAUCACGCAUGCAUCCGAUCAACAAGUGCAUGUGCUCUGCUUGCGUGCAACUACCUAGCCGCAUAGCACUAUUGGGCACGUAUGUGUCAUGCAUAAAUGUGUACCAAACCAAAUAAAAACCAACAUCUACGGGUUGAUUCAGCAGAGGACUCCAUCCAUCAUCUAGUUACACUACUAAUACUAUACAAAUAAAUCUGAGUUUUUAUUGCCGUC